Molecule: messenger RNA, 2571 nt
Organism: Saccharomycodes ludwigii
Lineage: Eukaryota; Fungi; Ascomycota; Saccharomycetes; Saccharomycodales; Saccharomycodaceae
Gene: BRO1
Product: Bro1p
Exons: 1
Coding region: 1-2571 (856 amino acids)
Biological process (GO): protein transport to vacuole involved in ubiquitin-dependent protein catabolic process via the multivesicular body sorting pathway
Cellular component (GO): endosome
Molecular function (GO): protein binding
Source: RefSeq, a predicted model, not a curated record
AUGGAAAAUAUGAAAACAGUAUUAAUCGAUUUACCCAUUAAGGAUACAGAACAAAUUAAUUGGACAAAAUCUCUAUCUUCCUACUUAAAAAAAUCAUAUGGUCAUGCGCAAUGGAAAUCAUUCUAUAAUUCCUCAUUAACUCAGGAAUUGGAUGCAUUAAGAAAUAAUGCUAAUAGUGAUUUAGCUAGUAACUCUUUGUUAGAUUUAAAUUAUAAAUAUGCCGCUUAUUUAGAGCAAUUAUCAUUAAGAAUAGGAAAUAAUUCAAAAUAUCUAAAAAUAGAUUUUACUUGGUAUGAUGCCCUUUAUUCUACAAGACCUGAAACAAAAUACACCCAACAAACUUUAGCUUUGGAAAAAUCUAGUAUUAUUUUUAAUAUAUGUUCCUUACUGACCCAAAUAUCUAAAGAAAAAAUGCAGGGCGAUUUUUCUGAUUAUAAGAUUGCAAUUUCCAAUUUGUCAAAAGCUCAAGGUGGUUUCAAAUAUUUAAGUGAAAAUUUUUUAAAUUCCCCAUCUAUUGAUUUACAAGCAACAACCACCAAGUUUUUAAGUAAUUUAUGUCAUGCCCAGGCACAAGAACUAUUUGUUUUGAAAUUAAUUAAUACUAGUGGCGAAAAUGUUGGCAAACAGGCUUCUUUAAUCAGCAAAUUGUGUUAUUCAUGCUCCAAGUUAUACGAAACAUGUGUCGAAUUUUACAACGAAGAAAAUGAUAAUUCCGCACCAGUUUAUGGAGAAUAUUCAUGGGAAGAUGUUAUUCGAUUUAAAAGUUACCUUUACAAAGCUUUGGCCGCUUAUAAUCACGCUUUGCAUUUGGAACAAGAAAAUUUGUUUGGACAAAGUCUAGCAUUUUUAGAGAUUUCCAAAGAACAAUUGACAAACUCCUUACCAUAUAAACUAUUUGUUGCUGAUAGUAUUGAUGUCGACUCAAUUAAAACUUUGAUCGAAAAGAAACAUUCACUUUUAACUAAGGACAAUGAUUAUAUUUAUCAUGAACCUAUUCCUGUUGAUGUUUCUUUAGAAAAAAUUAAAGCCAUGGACGCUAUUAAAGCACCGGAUUGGCUUAAAAAACAAUUAUUUGAUUACAUGUCUGAAAUAUCCGAAUCUGCAUCCAUAAUAUUUAAGGGUGUCGUACCAAUGGAAGUUUAUGAACAAGAAAGUAUAUAUUCCGAAAAAAAGGCCACUUUGUUGAGAAAGGAACUGGAUAGUGUACAAGCAGCUGAUUGGGAAUACCAAUCAUUUAUUGAAUUCACCAAUUUACCAAAUUUACUUAAUGAGUUACAAGUAAGAUAUAGGAAAAAUAAUGGAACUAGCAGUGAUAUGGAUACGGAAUUCGAUUAUAUGAUGAACCAAUUAAUUGGAUGGUCAACUAAAAUUCACGACUCACUUUAUCAAAAUAUAGAAAAACAAAGACAGUUCAUUGCUACAAAACGACAAGAAAUUAACUCAGUAUUAGCAGAUAUCCCAAAUAAGGACAGUACUGUAAAAUUGAGGACAUCUUUAAUUGAGGCUUCUCAGGCUGAUGAUAAAUUGUUUCAAUUGGUUACACCAUAUUUAGAUGAGAUUAACCUAUUGAAAAAUGAAUCAUUAUUAAGAAACACAUUUAAUAGCUUUAAGCUUGAAGAAAGUGAACCCAAUUUGUUAGAUCUAGAUGACAGUAAAAAUGAUCUAAUUAUAAGCAAAUUGAACACUAUCAAGGAAACAUAUGAAGGGUUGAAAUUAUUGAAAGAUGAGCGUUCGAGAAAUAUUCAAGAUUUAAAGCAAGAAAUGACUGAUGGUGAAAACGAUGGAAACAUUACACAAAUAAUUUUGGAGCAUCAAGGUAAGAAAUUGGAGCAUCUUUUCGAUGAAGUUUUAAAAAAAACAUAUCAACCAUUGAGUUCAAGAAUAGAAACUGGUAUUUUUAAACAGAGGAACACUAUAAAUGAAAUUAAAAUUCAGUUGGAUGAAUUAUUUAAAUUAACUGGGUUUCAAGAAAAGGGGAAAAAGGAAAAUGAACAGAGACUUAAGAGGAGUGACUUUUUCAAUAAAUUAAGUACUGCGAUGAAGAAUUUUGAAAGUUUUAGUAAUGAUUUUCCUAAAGGUAUAAAAUUUUAUAAUUCACUUUAUGAAAUGGUGUUAAAGUUAAAGGAAUCUAAUGUAUUUGUUGAUACUAAUUCCAAAAAUACCGCUAAUGAAUCUUUAAACCAAAGUUUUAGUGGCAUAAACAUUGGAACCGUUCCACCAGGCAUCCCCUAUAAAUCUCCAAGAGAAGCCAACUAUUCUCAACGAACAGAGUAUAAUGCAAUACCAACAAAUUCAUUUCAAAAUCAUAUACCCUCUAUUCCUAAAAGACCAAGUGAAUUAGAACAUCCAGGGUAUUUCCAACCAUCAAAAAGUACUACCCUUUAUGAUACCAAUACUUUACCCAAUAUUCCUGCAUUGCCGCCAAAACCAGCCAAACAAAACGUAUCAACUAAUGUACACGAUUAUUUGAAACAGGAAAGAGAAAAUGAAAGGAAUCCAACUUAUUUUUACAACAAUCCUUCGGUAUUUGAUGAGACCUUAUAUAACAAAUUUAGUAAUCCUAACAAUUAG